Rhodamnia argentea is the source of this 397-nucleotide messenger RNA. RefSeq lists its product as uncharacterized. The record is from RefSeq and is a predicted model, not a curated record. Lineage: Eukaryota; Viridiplantae; Streptophyta; Magnoliopsida; Myrtales; Myrtaceae. The transcript is spliced from 3 exons. The coding region runs from base 65 to 397 and encodes 110 amino acids.
UGAAGGGUCUGCAUCUGCGACAUAUGCUGGGGGCUCUAUCAACAUUGGGGAGCAUAGAAAAAGAAUGGCACAUCAAUUGGGGACCGAACCGACGUAUGCAGCUACAUUUGAACGCACAUUUCAAAAGAAAGAUAAGACAUGGAUUCGCGAUCGAGCAAAAUCUGUUAAGGAAAAAUAUGACGAGCUUUUAAUGAGUACUGCUAGUGGCGGUGAUGGUGGAGCUGCGUCCGAGCCAACGGCUGACAAUAUGGCAUUAUGGGUGGAGGCAUCAGGUGGAAUGAAAGAGGGAAAAUAUUUGGCAUGGGAUCCUUGUCGAGGAUAUACACAGCAAAGGCUGCUAGAAGUUCAUCAUCCAACACGGCUAUUUCAAGGACGAAACGAGUCGAGGAGGAAAUGA